AUGGCAGCCAACAUGGUGAAGAAGGGGAUGAACGAAAAGCCUGGCCGUGACAAGGCGACUCAACAGCGCGGAUAUAUGUUCGGCCUCAAAGCCACUCACACCCUGGAAAUUGGAGUGGCCUGCCAUUACCGGGGCCACUAUAUAUACGCAUAUCCGUCCAGCGUGCCGAUCGACCCAAUCCUAUUUGCCACAAAAACAGGGGUCAAUGUUGCAGGCAUAAAACGAAGUUGCGCGUCAGCUCAUGACCCGUGUGAUUCGGGUUUGGUAGAUAAGAGCAGAAUUCACGCACUGGAGCGAUCCUGUUUUCAUGAGCGGGAGGUCCAGAGGGAGCAUAUGAAGAAGAUGAAGAAGAGGAGGUUGGACAUGAAGGACGAAGCUGUCCAAGCAGCGUACGAGAGGAUAUCGGACAUGGUACAGAGGCUUCUUGAUCCUAAACACUCCCAGUUUUGGGAGCAGCCUUUGGGCAACGGGUUAUACCUGAUGCAGCUACGCAAAGUGUUCCACCUCCUAGUCCGACUUAAUGCGAAAUCUGGGUUCGAGUACAAGCACGCUUCUAUUCUCUUUACACGCGACAAUAUUGUCGUCGAGAACAGUAACGACACCAAGUCCGCCAACAACAGCGAGCGGACUGAUGAUACCGAGAACGGUGUCUUAGUUGAGUUCAUCGAGCCGGAAAACCCUGUAUUUCAGCAGCGCGCUACAUCUGUACUGUUUGCAUCAGCGCAGGAAAAGCUUAGUCGUCUCCCCAGCCCAACACUGGAUGAACAGCAACGAAAUAUAUACAUUGAUAGAAGCGAUAUCGCGAUAUGGAGCGCUGGCGGCGGCUGCGGCUUGCAGAGCGAUUUUUCCUCCUGUGACGAAAUCGAAGGACCUGUGCGGAGGAGGCCAAGAGUCCAGACUCGAGGAGAGGGGGCACCUCUCGUAGCGAUUGACACUAACAGCUGCGACUGCAGGGAGCGGAAGAGCCAACUCCCCACUGCAUUCGUGGGCUCAAGGGCGACCGCAGAAGAAUACGAAGCGGCUCUAACCACCAUUCCUGCAGCACGUCGCUGCGAUCCUCGUCUGCCAGGCCAGACAGGUCCUUGA
Messenger RNA from Bipolaris sorokiniana ND90Pr, 1086 nucleotides. RefSeq lists its product as uncharacterized. Bases 1 to 1086 code for a protein of 361 amino acids. NCBI's taxonomy places the organism in Eukaryota, Fungi, Ascomycota, Dothideomycetes, Pleosporales, Pleosporaceae. The record is from RefSeq and is a predicted model, not a curated record. The transcript is spliced from 5 exons.